UAUAAUACAUGUUUGAAAAUCACUCUGGUAAAUUGUAACCAGUCUGUAUGUUGAAGCAAAAAUGUAUACAGUAUUGCCUUUUUGUUCCAGAUUGAACAUAUAAUUAAAAAUUCUUCGCAUAAGUGUCAUUAAAGUUGUGGUUUCUACGUUUGAGAAUUGCUGUGCAAUGUUCAUUGGUAAUCUUCAGACUUCAGAGGGUCUUGAAGCCCUAAAUAUUUACUUGUCAGAUAAAAGUUAUGUGAAUGGAUUUAGACCAAGUCAGAUUGAUACAUAUUUCUUUGAAACACUGGACAGUUGCCCAUCAGACAACUUUCCUCAUGUGUGUCGUUGGUAUCGACACAUUUCAAGCUUUGGAUUGGAACGGAGGAAUUUUCCCUCACAAAUUAAUGCUACAGAGGGUAUAAACAGGAAUGUCAGUGAAAGUUUGGUGUCCAUUAUGGAGAAUAACAGAAUUGACAGACCACAGAUGGCAAAAACAAAAGUACACAAGGACAAGAAAGAUAAGAAAGGAGUAGAUGACAGAGUUAAUGUUUCAGAGCUCAAUCCAUGGCCACCAUACAUAGAGGAAAGGAUUCAUUUGUGGAACAAGUUUAAGUUGCAGUAUGAGGCAGAACUGGCAGCUAAAAUACCAUUUCCUAUAAAGAUUACAUUGCCAGAUGGAAAAAUUGUUGAAGGGCAGUCAUGGCGCACAACUCCUUAUGAGGUUGCUAAAGGAAUCAGCCAGGGACUAGCAGAAAAUUCGGUGAUUGCCAAAAUAAAUGGAGAACUGUGGGAUUUAGACAGGCCUCUUGAAAAGGAUUCCAAACUACAGUUACUGAAGUUUGAUGAUGAAGAAGGGCAGCAAGUGUUCUGGCAUUCUACAGCACAUAUACUGGGUGAAGCUAUGGAGCGGGUAUAUGGAGGCUGCUUGUGUUAUGGACCUCCUAUAGAGAAUGGAUUCUACUAUGACAUGUUCAUAGAUGAUAAGCAAGUGUCUAAUUUAGAUUUUCCAGUUGUGGAGAAUAUCAUGAAAACGAUUGUGAAAGAAAAACAAAAUUUUGAACGUCUUGAACUCAGAAAGGAGGAUCUGCUGGAGAUGUUCAAGUACAACCAAUUCAAAGUACGCAUACUCAAUGAGAAAGUCAACGCACCAACAACAACCGUAUAUCGAUGUGGGCCACUUAUUGAUCUCUGCAGAGGACCACAUGUGCGGCAUACUGGGAAAGUAAAGUCUUUCAAAAUUACAAAGAAUUCUGCUACAUACUGGGAAGGGAAGAGUGAAGCUGAGUCUCUCCAGAGAGUUUAUGGAAUAUCAUUUCCAGACAGCAAGCAGUUAAAGGAAUGGGAAAAAUUCCAGGAGGAAGCUGCAAGACGGGACCAUCGGAAAAUUGGCAAGGAACAAGAAUUAUUCUUCUUUCAUGAAUUGAGUCCUGGGUCAUGUUUCUUCUUACCUCGUGGCGCAUAUAUAUACAACACACUUGUGGAUUUUAUUAAGUCUGAAUAUCGUAAACGGGGUUUCCAAGAAGUUGUCACACCAAAUAUCUUCAAUUCCAAGCUGUGGCAAACUUCAGGACAUUGGGCACAUUAUGCUGACAACAUGUUCUCAUUUGAUGUGGAAAAAGAAACAUUUGCUUUGAAACCCAUGAACUGUCCAGGACAUUG
This is a messenger RNA of Cryptotermes secundus, 1641 nucleotides long. Its product is annotated as threonine--tRNA ligase 1, cytoplasmic. Lineage: Eukaryota; Metazoa; Arthropoda; Insecta; Blattodea; Kalotermitidae. Gene Ontology annotation, cellular component: cytoplasm. The record is from RefSeq and is a predicted model, not a curated record. Gene Ontology annotation, biological process: threonyl-tRNA aminoacylation. Gene Ontology annotation, molecular function: ATP binding; threonine-tRNA ligase activity.